AUGGCCUUCGCUGGUGUCCUCAAGGAAGCCGAGGUGAAAGCAGCUCUGGAUGGCUGCGCAGCCGGAGACUCGUUCAACUACAAGAACUUCUUCAAGACGUGCGGUCUGGCCGGCAAGUCUGCCGACGACGUCAAGAAAGCCUUCCAGAUCAUUGACCAGGACAACAGCGGCUUCAUUGAGGAGGACGAACUCAAGCUGUUCCUGCAGAAUUUCUCGGCGUCCGCUCGCGCGCUCACCGACAAGGAGACCAAAGACUUCCUCACCGCCGGUGACAGCGAUGGUGACGGCAAGAUCGGAAUUGAGGAGUUCGCUGCCCUUGUCAAGGCAUAA
Nerophis lumbriciformis (worm pipefish) is the source of this 330-nucleotide messenger RNA. The record is from RefSeq and is a predicted model, not a curated record. Lineage: Eukaryota; Metazoa; Chordata; Actinopteri; Syngnathiformes; Syngnathidae.